Molecule: messenger RNA, 1083 nt
Organism: Nestor notabilis (Kea)
Lineage: Eukaryota; Metazoa; Chordata; Aves; Psittaciformes; Psittacidae
Gene: SEPTIN3
Product: septin 3
Exons: 9
Coding region: 26-1039 (337 amino acids)
Biological process (GO): cytoskeleton-dependent cytokinesis
Cellular component (GO): microtubule cytoskeleton; septin complex; septin ring
Molecular function (GO): molecular adaptor activity; GTP binding; GTPase activity
Source: RefSeq, a predicted model, not a curated record
AGUGGAGAACAAAAACGAAGCAGCCAUGUCUGAGCUGGUCCCAGAGCCACGACAAAAACCAGUCGUACCAAUGAAACCUAUGGGCAUAAACGCCAACUUGCUGGGCUACAUUGGUAUUGACACCAUCAUUGAGCAGAUGCGCAAGAAAACGAUGAAGACAGGUUUCGACUUCAACAUCAUGGUUGUAGGUCAGAGUGGACUGGGAAAAUCGACGCUGGUGAACACCCUCUUCAAAUCCCAGGUGAGCCGCAAAUCUUCAGGAUGGAACCGGGAGGAGAAAAUCCCCAAGACGGUGGAGAUCAAAGCCAUUGGGCAUGUCAUUGAAGAAGGUGGUGUCAAAAUGAAGCUGACAGUGAUCGACACGCCAGGAUUUGGGGACCAGAUCAACAAUGAGAACUGCUGGGAGCCUAUUGAGAAAUACAUCAAUGAGCAAUAUGAAAAAUUUCUGAAAGAGGAGGUGAAUAUUGCAAGGAAGAAACGAAUUCCAGACACGCGAGUGCACUGCUGCCUCUACUUCAUCUCCCCCACAGGCCACUCCCUGCGGCCUUUGGACCUGGAAUUCAUGAAGCAUCUCAGCAAAGUAGUGAACAUCAUCCCGGUUAUUGCCAAGGCUGACACCAUGACCUUGGAGGAGAAGACUGAAUUCAAACAAAGAGUGCGCAAAGAGCUAGAAGUAAAUGGGAUCGAGUUUUACCCCCAGAAAGAAUUCGAUGAGGACUUGGAGGAUAAAACAGAGAACGACAAAAUCAGGCAGGAAAGCAUGCCCUUUGCAGUAGUGGGCAGUGACAAGGAGUACCAAGUGAAUGGCAAAAGAGUCCUGGGCAGGAAAACACCUUGGGGAAUCAUUGAAGUGGAAAACCUCACUCACUGUGAAUUUGCCCUACUUCGAGAUUUUGUCAUCAGGACCCACCUUCAGGACCUGAAAGAAGUGACCCACAACAUCCACUAUGAGACCUACAGGGCCAAGCGGCUGAAUGACAACGGUGGGCUGCCCCCCAUGACUGUUGAGACAGAGGAAAACCACGAAAGUAAUCUGUGAAUGACACACACACACCCACCCCCCCGCUGUCACCCAGUGUCUCU